AUGGCGGGCAUUGAGCAGUUGGAGAUCCAUAGCAAGCAUGCUUCUCCAAAGUCCUACAUCGUACGAUGGGUCAAAGUCGACGAAGGCCAUACCAUUUCCUGGAGCGUUCAGCCACACAAGAAGUCCAUUAACUUUGGCAUUGUGAAGCACCCCGGGACAGGCGCCGCCGGCCUCAUUACGAACCAGAACGAUGAUGCUGCGACGCCGGGCUCCUUUACCUCUGGCGUUGCCGAGCCCAAGAAACCUUUCGCCAAGAGGGAUUCGAGCACAGCUCAAGAGCAGCUCGCCAACAAAGGCUUUAUUCCCAUAAAAUGGCAUGGGAAAUGCGAUGCGGACAAGGUGUCGACGGGCACUUGGGAUGUGCCGCAGGGCCAGGGCGGCAUGUACGGCUUGGUCUUUGACAACACCUUUUCCAAGCAGAUCUCCAAGACAGCUACCUUCGUCCUCCUUACCUACCCGACCGGCGCACCGCCCCAGACCACCGCGCAAAACUUCCCGAACCUCCAAGCCGGAUCGAAUGCGACCGCCAGCAAGACGAGCCUGCCGCAGAUGACCGCCGUUACCUCCGCCUCCCAAGACAGCCUCCACAGUCACGUGGCAGCAGGAGGACGUCCGACGUCAGCUUCCGGGCGCAGUGACGGAAACGCCAACUACCAUACGGGAAUCCUGCACAAGAGAAGGAGAAAGAAGGGUCAGGGCUACGCGCGCAGGUUCUUCUCGCUGGAUUAUUCGUCCUGCACACUCUCGUACUACUACAACCGCAACUCGUCCGCGCUUCGUGGUGCGAUCCCUCUUAGUCUUGCCGCCAUCGCGGCCGACGAGCGUCGCCGAGAAAUUAACAUUGACUCGGGCGCCGAGAUCUGGCAUCUGCGGGCCUCCAAUGCCAAGGACUUCAACGAUUGGGCCAAGGCCUUGGAGAAGGCAAGCCGCGCUGCGAGAGGUGUGGAGGAGCAGCAGCCCAGCAACAGCAGAGCAGCCCCCUUGAGGGUCAACACCACGCAUUUGAAGCCGACGCAGUCGAACCCCGACGAGGAUCGCGAAUGGCAGCAGGUCGAAACUCUCGUCAGCCGAAUGGUUGGCACCAGGGAUGCACUCCGUCGCCUUGUGAAAGACAUGUCGACUCAGAGACCCGUCAGCAUGGCUGCAUCGAACUUCUUAUCCCCAGGCGGUACGGCGGGCGAAGAGCAAGACAGCUAUUUCACCCCCCCUGCUACUACGGAGCAGUCGCAGAGACGACCCUUUUGGAAGCGGAAAUCGAGCAAUGCUACCCCUACAGCUGCUGCCGCUCAAUCCGCUGCUGCGUCUGCCCUUGCAGUUCCGUCUCCGGGUUCUGUGACGACCAUAAACGCCAAUGGUCCACACCACUCGAAGCAGAAGUCCGUCCACGAAGAGAAGAGCACACAGGAGCAUUGCGCAGCAGUCCUUAAUGACCUCGACUCGGUUGUGUCCGAGUUUACGGCUCUGAUUGCCAACAGCAAACGCCGCCGAACACCCGCUCCCCUAUCGGCCGCGCCCUCCCGGCGAAGCAUGGAAACAGUGUCUACAGAAGAGUUCUUCGAUGCCGAAGCUGGUGAAACCAACUCACAAAUCGUUAGGAUUGCUCAAAGCGAGGAUGAGAGUCCAGACUCGGAGGCUGAUGAGCACCUCAGUGACUCAUCUUCCAUCUCAUCGGCUCAGGAAGAGGACGUUGUUGGAUCAGAUGACACGAACUGCUAUCCUACAAAACCCAAGAGCUUGACUCCACUGCCAGUAGAUAUCUCAAUCGACAGACGGACCAAGAUUCCGCCGGCCAUGGUACAGCCUCCAAGUUUGAUUGCGUUUGUGCGGAAAAACGUAGGCAAAGAUCUUAGCACUAUCAGCAUGCCCGUGUCCGCGAACGAGCCCAUCUCGCUCCUGCAGCGCGUUGCCGAACAAUUGGAAUACGCUCAGCUCCUCGACGAAGCUGUCCGGCAGAAAGAAUCCAAGGACCGCCUUCUUUACGUCACAGCAUUCGCGGUGUCGCAGUUCAGCACUGGUCGCGCAAAAGAGCGUGCUAUCCGCAAACCUUUCAAUCCUCUUCUCGGUGAGACUUACGAGUUGCUGCGGACAGAACAGGAAGUUCCUGGAGGAUUCCGCCUGCUUGUGGAAAAGGUCUCUCAUCGCCCCGUCAGACUUGCCAUGCAGGCCGACUCGGCCAACUGGUCUUUUAGUCAAUCGCCGGCGCCGUCGCAGAAGUUUUGGGGCAAGAGCGCGGAAAUCACAACGGAAGGCCGUGUUCGUGUCGCUCUUCGACUUCCGGACGGAACGGACGAGCUGUAUUCGUGGACGCAUGCGACGAUGUUCCUGCGCAACGUGGUGAUGGGUGAGAAGUAUGUUGAACCAGUAGGCGUCAUGCAAAUCUGCAACGACUCGAACGGCGCCAAAGCCUCCGUCGAGUUCCGGAGCAAGGGCAUGUUUGGCGGACGAGGCGAGGAUGUCCAGGUGGAGACGUACGGACCGGACGGGGUACAUACGGGCAGCAGCCUCUCCGGUACAUGGACUGGCGGUCUCCGUAUUGUCCAGGCUGGAAAGGGCGCGGGAAAGGAGAUCUGGCGCGUUGGAAAGCUUGUCGAGAAUGCUGCCAACACGUACGGAAUGACUAUGUUUGCAGCUGGCCUGAACGAGGUGACGGAGAUCGAGAAGGGCAGGUUGCCACCCACGGACAGUCGUCUCAGACCGGAUCAGCGGCUAGCAGAGCAGGGCGAUUUGGACCAGGCCGAGGAGUGGAAGGUCAAGCUGGAAGAGGCGCAGCGAGCCCGACGUCGCGCGCUCGAAGAGAAGGGCGAGGAGCACAAGCCCAAGUGGUUUGUCAAGGCCGGCCAGGGCCCGGAAGGCGAGGAGGUGUGGAAGUUGAGAAUGGGCAAGGACUCGUACUGGGAAGAGAGAUCCAAGGGCACAUGGAGCGGUUUGGAGGAGAUUUUUGCUGGUUAG
This is a messenger RNA of Colletotrichum spaethianum, 2949 nucleotides long. RefSeq names its product oxysterol-binding 3. The transcript has 3 exons. Gene Ontology annotation, biological process: endocytosis; maintenance of cell polarity; ER to Golgi ceramide transport. Gene Ontology annotation, molecular function: sterol binding. The record is from RefSeq and is a predicted model, not a curated record. Lineage: Eukaryota; Fungi; Ascomycota; Sordariomycetes; Glomerellales; Glomerellaceae. Bases 1 to 2949 code for a protein of 982 amino acids. Gene Ontology annotation, cellular component: cytosol; plasma membrane; intracellular membrane-bounded organelle.